AAGAAGCCUUUUUCUCCUCCUCCUUUCUUCUUUGAUUCCACACCAACCCACCCCAUUUCUUUCUACUCUCUCUGUCAUCACUCCUCUCUCCUCUAGAGAGAGAAAACAAGAGAGAGAGAAAGAGCACAAAAUUAGAAAUGAAGAAGAGAUGUCUUUCUUCUUCUUCCUCCUCUUCCUCAUCUUCUUCCUGCAUUGAGUCACCAAUCACAGAAAAUGACCAACCCAAACACCCCCUCCACCCCAACCCACCUAAACGUCUCAGACCCAAGAAAAUUCUGACUACUGCUGCUGAUAACUCCGCCACCUCCUCCAAAUCACGAAGCUCCAUUUACAGAGGCGUCACCAGGCAUAGGUGGACCGGGAGGUAUGAGGCUCACCUCUGGGACAAGACUACAUGGAACAGCAUUCAGAACAAGAGAGGAAGACAAAUCUAUUUAGGAGCUUAUGAUAACGAGGAAGAUGCUGCCCGGACCUACGAUUUAGCAGCCCUUAAAUAUUGGGGCCCGGCCACUAUACUCAAUUUUCCGGUAGAGACGUACACCAAAGAGUUGGAAGAAAUGCAGAAGCUGAGUAAGGAAGAGUAUCUAGCUUCGCUGCGGCGGCGGAGCAGCGGCUUUUCUCGGGGAGUUUCAAAGUACCGCGGCGUUGCAAGGCACCAUCAUAACGGGCGGUGGGAGGCUCGGAUUGGGCGUGUUUGUGGCAACAAGUAUCUCUAUCUCGGAACCUACAGCACCCAAGAGGAAGCAGCAGCAGCAUACGACAUGGCAGCGAUAGAAUUCAGAGGUCCUAAUGCAGUGACAAACUUCGACAUCAGCAAUUACACGAAUAAGUUAAAGAAAGCCUUGCCGGAGAUACAAGUAAUACAAGAAGAGGCCCAAGUGAAGGAGGAAACGACUCCGGAACUCCUCAACAAGGUACAAACAGAUGAAGCACAUGAUCAUCAUGAGGACGCAAACCAAGAUGUUCAACCAAGUAUCCCCAAGACAGAAUCGAUAGACGCCAUCGACUCACAAGCCAUAGUCGUCAUGGACCCGACUGAGGACCACGAGCACCCUUGGGAUCUCUGCUUAGAUAUUGGUUUCAAUGUCCUCGAGAUACCCGACAUUCCACUGGAAAAGGCUUCGGAGGUAUUCGAUUACAAGGGCUUCGAGGAUGACAUUGAAUGUAUCUUUGAUACACCUUUCGGUGAUAAUGAGUUCCUCCCGGAUGCAAUGUCGGGCAACGACGGACGCAAGACAGAGGCGGAUAGUUCAGUGGGUCAGGACUUGAAUGGGGACAACGCCUCGCCUUCUCCUUCUUCGUCAUCAUCGUUGUCGACAAGCACAUCAGUUUGCAGCAACAUGUAACUUAGUUCAAAGUUUUGGUGAUCUCAGCCUUACCCUAUGUUUAGGUGAGGAAAUUAUUAGCUGUAGAGGAUAGGUGAAGCAUGCAUGCAGUGCUUCUGCACAAGC
Sesamum indicum (sesame) is the source of this 1451-nucleotide messenger RNA. Its product is annotated as ethylene-responsive transcription factor WRI1. Gene Ontology annotation, molecular function: DNA-binding transcription factor activity; DNA binding. NCBI's taxonomy places the organism in Eukaryota, Viridiplantae, Streptophyta, Magnoliopsida, Lamiales, Pedaliaceae. The record is from RefSeq and is a predicted model, not a curated record. Gene Ontology annotation, biological process: regulation of DNA-templated transcription.